GCGUGCAUCCCAUGGAGGCGGGGUCAGCCUGGUACGUCUGCUGUUGCUGUACGCGAGUGAAAUGUAGAUUUUUAGACCAAAACAUCAGAUUGUCAUUAAAUUAAAGUCCGUCAGUCCGCGCAGAGAGCGCGUUCACACAGGCACCGACCCGGGAAACAGACGGUAAACAGCAGGACGGCUGCCUCUGCGGGGAAAAUGUCUGCGGGCUCCGGGAACAGAAACACGAACGCGGAACCGUGGGGAAGCUUCGAUGAUAACCUCAUCCAGGGCGGCGGCUCGGCCGUCAUCGACAUGGAGAACAUGGACGACACGUCGGGCUCCAGCUUCGAGGACAUGGGAGAGAUGCACCAGAGGAUGAAGGAGGAGGAGGAGGUGGCCGAGGAGGCGGCCGCCACCGAGGACGACACCACCGAGGACGGAGAGUUCCUGGGCAUGAAGGGGUUAAAGGGUCAGCUGGGCCGACAGGUGGCCGACGAGGUGUGGCAGGCGGGGAAGCGUCAGGCCUCCAAAGCCUUCAACCUGUACGCCAACAUCGACAUCCUGCGGCCGUACUUUGACGUGGAGCCGGUGCAGGUCCGUAGCAGGCUGAUCGAGUCCAUGAUCCCUAUCCGCAUGAUCAACUUCCCUCAGAAGAUCGCAGGUGAGCUGUACGGUCCUCUGAUGCUCGUCUUCACUCUGGUGGCCAUCCUGCUGCAGGGCAUGAAGACGUCAGAAACCGUCAUUACAGAGGGGACUCUGAUGGGUACGGCUAUAGGAACGUGUUUUGGUUACUGGCUCGGUGUUUCCUCCUUCAUCUACUUCCUGGCGUACCUGGUCAACGCUCAGAUCACCAUGCUGCAGAUGCUCUCCCUGCUGGGUUACGGUCUGUUUGGUCACUGCGUCGUCCUCCUGAUCACCUACAACAUCCACUUCCACUUCCUGUUCUACGUCCUCUGGCUGCUGGUCGGAGGACUGUCCACCCUGCGCAUGGUUGCGGCUCUGCUGUCCCGUACGGUCGGUCAAACUCCUCGUCUCCUCCUCUGCGGGACGCUCUCCGUCCUCCACAUGCUCUUCCUGUUCUACCUGCACUUCGCCUACCACAAACUAGUAGAAGGGCUGCUGGACUCUCUGGAAGGACCCAAGAUGGCUCCCAUGCAGCGGGUGGCCAGAGACGUGCCUGAGCUGACGCUGAACGCCACAGUGAGGAGUCUGGGGACCCUGCUGAAGACCCACUGAGGCCCCAAACACAGGAACACACAGAUGUUUUCGUCAUCAGCUCUGAUUCAUGAUUCUGCAUUAACGUCCGCUGAUGGCGAAGCUUCGAGGUUUCACUCUGAACUCAUCUGUUGAUGUUUGUACAUUUUUUAUUCAGUCUGUCUUUUUGUUUUGGGGGUUUUAUUUUUUGUUAUUUUCAUGUUCAGAUGUAUUUAUAGUUUCUGUACAGACACUCAGUCAAAUAAACUUUAUGGAACUAA
Thunnus maccoyii (southern bluefin tuna) is the source of this 1454-nucleotide messenger RNA. It is a transcript of the gene yipf3, whose product is annotated as Yip1 domain family, member 3. NCBI's taxonomy places the organism in Eukaryota, Metazoa, Chordata, Actinopteri, Scombriformes, Scombridae. Gene Ontology annotation, cellular component: Golgi apparatus. The transcript has 9 exons. Bases 196 to 1215 code for a protein of 339 amino acids. The record is from RefSeq and is a predicted model, not a curated record.